This is a messenger RNA of Tripterygium wilfordii, 1282 nucleotides long. Its product is annotated as protein COFACTOR ASSEMBLY OF COMPLEX C SUBUNIT B CCB2, chloroplastic-like. Bases 51 to 917 code for a protein of 288 amino acids. NCBI's taxonomy places the organism in Eukaryota, Viridiplantae, Streptophyta, Magnoliopsida, Celastrales, Celastraceae. Gene Ontology annotation, biological process: cytochrome b6f complex assembly. The transcript has 7 exons. The record is from RefSeq and is a predicted model, not a curated record.
CUAAAUAAUUCAAAAUCCAAAAUCCUGUCGAUGCUCAAACAAACAGGAGAAUGGGAAUUCUCUGUUUGAAUCCCUCAAUUCAAUUAUUUCCAAACAUUCCCCAAUUUCGCGCCAUCAGAAAUACGAAAUUCAAAGCAAUCGCUGCUCGUUUAAACGAUCCCCAAACAACAACGACGACUGAGAAUCAACAACAGCAGCUUAAUCUCUCCGUUCUGCGCUUCACUCUCGGAAUACCUGGUUUGGAUGAAUCGUACUUACCAAGAUGGAUCGGGUACGGGUUCGGGUCGCUAUUGAUCCUGAACCACUUCGCUGGUUCUGAUGCAGCGUCCAUCACCCCUGCACAAAUGAGAACAGAAGCACUGGGUCUUUCUUUAGCAGCAUUCUCCAUUGCCCUUCCUUACCUUGGAAGAUUUCUCAAGGGUGCUACUCAGGUGGAUCAAUCAAUUCUGCCUGAAGCUGCUGAUCAGAUCUUUGUCAUGUCACAAAAUAUCUCAAAUUGCGAGAAGGAGGACUUAGCUUGGGCAACAUAUGUGUUGUUACGCAACACAAACACCAUUUCUGUUUUGAUUUCAGUUCGAGGUCAAUUAUGCGUUCGUGGCUACUGGAACACUCCGAAUGAUAUAUCAAAAGGUCAAAUACUUGAUUGGUUUCAGCAACAAAUUGAAAAGAUGGGCCUCUCUGAUAUAACUGACACUCUCUAUUUUCCUCAAAUCACAGAUUCUGGACUUGGCGAGAUGCUUCCAAAUGGGACUCGAUCUCUUCUGGUUCAACCAAUGCUUCAUGCUUCUGUUCCAAGUGCCAAGAAAGUGAAAAAAGUUGAAGGGUUUUGCAUGCUGGCUUCAAGUAUGGGGUAUGCAUACAGUGAUAAAGAUAUAGCCUGGAUAAAAGCAAUUGCAAACAAGUUUGAAGUGGAAUGAAGCUGAAAUGGCGGCUUGCUGGAGGAGUAGAAGAGAGGACAUUGAACUGCAACACUGUCUCACCCUGCUCACCAUGUUGUCCUUCUCAUAUAAUGCUGAUAAUGCUGUCACUUUAUCUGGUUUAAUCCGAGGUACGUAAACCACACUUUUCAAUCCAAAUGCUGUUGCCUAAUAAGAAAUAGCAAAGUGGAGUCAUAAUUAGCAAUGCUUAAUGAUAAAAUGUUAGCCAUAUGUCCUUCCUUUGUUUUUGCUUAGACAUAGAAACUGUUUCACAUUGCCAUACACUGUAGAUGCGUUGGUGGAUUCAAUGACAACUCCUGUCGCUUUUGAAUAUAAAAAUUUCGCACUAUAGAUUUGUUAGAAAA